Messenger RNA from Prunus persica (peach), 1864 nucleotides. RefSeq names its product probable L-cysteine desulfhydrase, chloroplastic. Bases 200 to 1555 code for a protein of 451 amino acids. The transcript has 2 exons. Lineage: Eukaryota; Viridiplantae; Streptophyta; Magnoliopsida; Rosales; Rosaceae. The record is from RefSeq and is a predicted model, not a curated record.
ACCCCUAAAAUUAAUCUUCAAUUAAAUGGAAAUUAAUUAAUUUCUGUCCUGCCCCUCUCUCUCUCCCAAAGGCUCUAACCAAUCACACACCACCACACUCACUCUCUCUCCUUUUUCUCAUUUCAUGCUCAUCUUCAGCUACAGCUUCAGCUUCAUCAUCACCCCUUUCAAACCCUAACCCUCCGAACCCGAAUUCCCCAUGGCCUCCUCCCCUAACCACCACCAUAACCACACUCCCAACGGGGACAGAAAAACCCACGUACCCAAAAAGCCCAAACUCUCCCCUGCUUUCAUCACAGCCUCUGAAAUCGCCUCCGAAUUUUCUCACCAUGACCCCAAUAUCGCCCGAAUCAACAACGGAAGCUUCGGCAGCUGCCCGGCCUUCAUUAUCGAAGCUCAGAGACAAUGGCAGCUCAAGUACCUGGCCCAGCCUGACCAUUUCUACUUCAACGAGCUCACGAAGGGAAUUCACCAAUCCAGAACCAUCAUCAAGGAUCUCAUCAAUGCCGACCAUGUCGAAGAGGUCUCAAUCGUCGACAACGCCACCACUGCAGCCGCCAUAGUGCUUCAACAGGCCGCUUGGGGAUUUUCAGAGAGCAAAUUCGACAAAGGGGAUGCUGUGGUUAUGCUUCAUUAUGCUUAUGGUUCUGUGAAGAAGUCGAUUGAGGCCUACAUAAGUCGUGCUGGUGGGUAUGUGAUUGAAGUCCCUUUGCCUUUUCCUUUGACCUCUAAUGAUGAGAUUAUCACUGAAUUUAAGAAAGCUUUGGAGAAAGGGAAGGCCAAUGGUAGGAGGGUUAGGCUAGCUGUGAUUGAUCAUAUUACUUCAAUGCCUUGUGUGGUUAUACCUGUUCGAGAAUUGGUUAAGAUUUGUAGGGAAGAGGGAGUUGACCAGGUUUUUGUAGAUGCUGCUCAUAGUAUUGGGUGUACUGAUGUCGAUAUGAAGCUAAUUGGGGCUGAUUAUUAUACUAGUAAUUUGCAUAAGUGGUUUUUUUGCCCGCCGGCUAUUGCGUUUUUGUAUUGUAGGAAGUCCCCCAAGUGUCCAGAGCUGCACCAUCCUGUUGUUUCUCAUGAGUAUGGUAAUGGGUUGGCCAUAGAAAGUGCUUGGAUUGGGACUAGGGAUUACAGUCCUCAAUUGGUUGUUCCUUCGGUUUUGGAUUUUGUCAAUAGGUUUGAAGGUGGUAUUGAGGGCAUCAAAAAGAGGAACCAUGAGACUGUUGUUGAGAUGGGGAACAUGUUGGCCAAGGCAUGGGGAACACAUCUAGGGUGCCCCCCGGAGAUGUGCGCCAGCAUGAUCAUGAUUGGAUUACCGGCUUGUUUGGGGAUUUCAAGUGAGAAGGAUACUCAAAAGUUAAGGACACAUUUGAGGGAGAAGUUUGGUGUUGAAGUCCCAAUAUAUUUCCGAGCACCCAAGAAUGGGGAGGUUGAGUCAAUAACUGGGUAUUGUCGAAUUUCUCAUCAAGUCUACAACAAAGUUGAUGACUAUUACAAGUUCAGAGACGCAAUUAAUCAACUUGUUUCCGAGGGGUUCACUUGUGCUUCACUACUUUCUAACUGAUGAUUCUGACAAAGCACUGAAGAAGUUCUUCUGAUGAAUAACAUCCAUGGUUAUCUGCCUCGCCUGCGUGCCUCAGUAGUUGCAAUGGUUUCGGUACCAUUAAAUCCUAAAAUUAGUAGAAAAUAGACUGCUGGGUGCAUGUAUCAAAGCAGAAACAAUUUUCUUCAUGGUUUUUGGUGUUUUGGAUUCCUGGAGAUGUUAACUGUCUGUUGAACACUGUCGGAGUUGUUGUUGUUGUAAAUGUUUAAUGACUAUUUGUCAUCAUUUGCAUGCUUAUUUAACUCUUACAUAGUUUUCAUUUAAGACAAA